Molecule: messenger RNA, 3686 nt
Organism: Salvelinus fontinalis (brook trout)
Lineage: Eukaryota; Metazoa; Chordata; Actinopteri; Salmoniformes; Salmonidae
Product: collagen alpha-2(IX) chain-like
Exons: 31
Coding region: 292-2415 (707 amino acids)
Source: RefSeq, a predicted model, not a curated record
CAUGCAUGUGUGUGUGUGUGAGGGGCUUUCAGGAGCUCCUGUGUUCACUGGGGCAGGCUGUAGGGCUGCGUUACACCUCUCUCUCAUUCCAUCUCUCCCUCCAUCCAACCAUUCCUCUACACCACUUUUACUGGGUGGAAUUUUCGGGGCUGCGCACAUAGCCCCCAUCCCCCUUUGGAUUCCCUACCGUUUCUGUCCCGGCUUGAAGGAGAAGACAGGGGAGAGCGAGAGAAAGCAAGAGAAGAGAGGAUUUAGUGCUGAGGAGAGAGAGAGGGAGAGGAGAGAGGGAUCAUGACUGGACUCUCGGCUGUGUUGAAGAGCUGGGUCGUCCUGCAGACUCUGUGCCUGGCUCUGGCCCAAGUGAGCGGUCCUCCAGGACCUCAGGGCAAUCCCGGCCUGCCUGGGCCCUCUGGCACUCCCGGGUCCGAUGGCAUUGAUGGGGAGAAAGGACCUCCUGGUCCUCCUGGCCCAACAGGCUUGAAGGGGGAGCCAGGUGAACAUGGUCCAGAUGGAGCUCCAGGAGAGAACGGCAUUGACGGUUUGAUUGGAGCAAAGGGAGAUCGGGGUCCUGUCGGGAACCCUGGACCUAAGGGCCAGCCUGGGCCUGGUGGUGAACCUGGACCAACUGGACCCGGACUGCCUGGUCUGGCUGGAGCCCCGGGCCCAAUCGGCCUUCCCGGUAAAAUUGGACAGACUGGAUCUCAGGGCGUAUUGGGAGCACCUGGACCUCCAGGAAUUCCAGGACCCCCAGGAAAACCAGGACCUCCAGGGAAGUUCUUGGGAGGAGAGGAGGGCAGUGCAGACUUCCAGUGUCCAAUCAACUGCCCAGCAGGGCCUAAGGGUCCCCAGGGACUGCAGGGGGUCAAGGGACACAAAGGUCGUGCUGGUGUGCUGGGAGAGCCUGGCAGCAUUGGGAAACUCGGUACAAAGGGAGAGGUCGGCGUCUCUGGGGAACAGGGAAUCCCAGGACCCCCGGGUCCUAUGGGAUUGAGGGGUUACCCAGGAAUGAUGGGCCCCAAGGCAGAGGCGGGACCUCGUGGUUACAAGGGCAUCAACGGACCAGUUGGCCAACCUGGACCCCCAGGUGAGGAGGGACCCCAGGGACCACCUGGAGAGGCUGGGAAGAAAGGAGAUUUGGGUGGCCGAGGUAUCAAGGGCCCACAGGGAGCUGUUGGCAAGAAGGGAGAGAACGGUCUGCCUGGUAUUGAUGGAAAGGACGGCACUCCUGGCAUCCCUGGAAUCAAGGGUGCCCCAGGGCAGGCUGGGAGGCCUGGUGGUCCCGGUCACCAGGGAACAGCAGGUUUGCCUGGCAGCCCCGGAACCAAGGGUGGACCUGGAGGCAAGGGAGAGCCUGGUCCCAGAGGCCAUGUUGGAAUGUCUGGUGCCCCAGGACCUCAGGGUGAGCCUGGUCUUCCUGGUGAAGCUGGUAUGGAGGGUGUUCCUGGUCCUAAGGGUGACAGAGGCCAGAGGGGAGCUGUAGGGCCACAUGGUUUUGUCGGCAAGGCAAACUACAUCUUUCUUACUGUGCGCUGUGUCUCCUGCAGUCCUUGGCCAGAUCAAUAUAUUGUCUUUGCUCUUUAUUAUAAUGUAUUAUGUAUUUACUGUGUGACUUGUCUGUCUUCACAGGGAUUCCAAGGAAAAGUUGGGGCGAAGGGAGACUUUGGGGAUCCUGGUGUAGAAGGCUUGGCUGGGGAGAAAGGAGAGACGGGUUUGGGUGGUGAGCCUGGACCCAAAGGACAGCAAGGAGUGAGGGGAGAGCUAGGUUUCAACGGCCCCACAGGAGACUCAGGUAAACCAGGAGACCAGGGACCAGGAGGACUGCCCGGGCCUCGUGGCCUCAACGGAGAGAGAGGACUGCCAGGCAUGCCAGGAAUCGUGGGGGCAGCGGGACGGGAUGCAUCUGACCAGCACAUCAUUGAGGUGGUUCUGAAGAUGCUGCAAGAGCGUCUGGCGGCUGUAGCGGUGAGCGCUAGGCGUGCCGUACUGGGUGGAGCCGGUGUCAUGGGUCCCCCUGGUCCUCCUGGACCCCCAGGAGCUCCUGGUGGUCAGGGCCCACACGGCCUCACCGGCGCCCGUGGCAUCCCUGGAAUGUUUGGAGCCUCCGGCCAGAUUGGCAACACCGGACUGAAAGGAAAGAGAGGAGCAAAGGGAGACCGAGGAAAUUCUGGCAAACCACAUCCUGGCCAGCCAGGACCCCCUGGAAUACCAGGUCCUCCUGGUAUUGACGGCGUGGCUCGAAACGGUAAGCCUGGCGAGCGAGGCCCCCAGGGUUCGGCAGGAGAGGCUGGUCAUCCCGGUAAGGCGGGCCCCACUGGUCUUCCAGGGUUCUGUGAGGCUGCAGCCUGCCUAGCUGCCUCGGCCUACACCUCCCCCAGACUACAGGACUCCGCCAGGGUCAAGGGCCCCGGAGUCUAACAUGAGACCUCUCCAUCAAGAGCCUCACAACACCAGGAGGGAGAGAGAGAGACAGACAGAAGAGAGAGAGGAGGGAUAGAGGAGAGAGAAAGAGAGAGACCACUCUCCUUCAUUGGAUACCAUUGAUAGCGAGAAGUGGGGGCAAUACGAUCGUGAAUAAUGUUGUUCCCUGACCCCUAAACUGACGACCUUCAGUUCUACUGUUUAGAGACUCUGUUUGCAACACAUACCCGCCCACCCAUUUUAAAUCGCCAUGAUGACAGCCACUCACAGCCAAUAACACCCCUCUGAAUUUAUCAUCUCUGGUCAGGGAUUGGCAGAUGUAAAUGUCAGUCACGUCCAACUGCCCCACCCCCACCACAGAGGGAGAGAGAAUGAGAGAGAGACGUAGUGACAUCUGAAUAUCAUAUCCAGUGACAUUAUUGAUGAUGUCAUCAUCAGCCGUAACCCCUGGACUGGGAGGAGCAGAGAUAUACUUUGAGUCCAGUGAUUGGUGUUUUUGUUUUGUACCGUGGUCACUUUAAAUUGGAUUGAUUUAUUUCUGAAAUAUUAAUAUUUAAAUAUAUGUUUUGAAGCAAAUAAUGCAAGCAUAUGCCCACCUCCACUCCCCACCAAACAAGAAGUGCCUUACAAGUGUACACAAAGGUACCAAUAAAAUAUUAAAAUCAAAAUCCACACUCCAUACCGUACCUUUGGAAGGUGUAUUGCUAAACCUGUCACCUGUAUGCUUGAGUGAAAUAGUGAAACCUGAUUUUUUGCCUCACAUGUACAGUGCCACCCCCGUCUACUUUCGCCUCAUUUAGAAACAAAUGAUUUCUUUAGAUUUGAUCUCUUCCUGUAGUUGCCUGGCAACAGCAUAUCCUGAUGGGCACUCCCAUCUAUCUCCCAUAAUUCAGUGCUGUAAAUCUUUGUAAAUGUGUGUUGAUUUUAUGUAGAGAAAAAAAAGAGGAUGGGUUAGAAUAUGAACCGACCAAAACAACCCGUGUUAAUGAACUUAAUCAGCAAUAAAGUUUCAAAGUUCAAAUGACUGCUUUUCCAAACAGAUCAGUUACACAAAUCAAUAUUUAUAUGCCACUGUCAACUAACUUCCAUGGAGUCAAUCAAUGUCAACAUUCUAACAACACACAGAACUGAUUCUUUUCAUUAACAGAAGCGAUUCUAUUUGUUGUUCUUUAUAUGAUUAAUCUGUAAAGACUUAGGUUAGAUUUUUUCCCCUGGUUGUUCAGGUCAACCAAUUCCAUACCAAUAAAGAAGAACGUUUUGUAAAAACA